GAGAACAGACCAAAACAGCUUUCCCAGUUAUGGAAACUACUCCGUACGUUUACACACACACAAGUGUGAAAGCCGGAGUAAAUUUUCCCUUCCUGGCUCAGCUGGACGCUCUUCUAACUCUGCACUCGAUACUAACUCUUGACAAACCAUAAACAACAUGAUUCCAUCCACUAAACAUUUUAGCUCAACUGCAUGGGUGUCCUCUAACUUCCUGCAUGCUGCUUGUGUUGUAGACUCUGAUUUGCAGUGUUAGUAAAAAUGAAUGACUCAGUGUCAAACACUGAGUCUGUUAGAUAAAUCCUUUUGUGUCUCUUCCUGCGUCUCUCUAACUAAUCCAAAAGCCUGUACCUGUUAUUCUCUCUUUUUUCCUGCAACGGAUCAAAGAUGAUGUCUAAGAAGAUCCCCCAGUGCUCUGCAGUGGAUCAUUCGGAGAACGAUCAGCCUCCCAGCAAUUGUCAGGCGGACCGGUCCGCGAGCGCAUCACUGGGGUAUAGGAUCAAGGCCGAAUCGGGUCAAAGAAACGGAGAGACGGCGUCGUCGUCCCCGGAGAGCGGCAGCUUGAACGGAGAUGGAAAGCGCAGCGGGAAAAGCCGCCGCCGCAAGAAACGCUCAUCCAACCCCGAGAGUCGCCCCGAGGGGAAGGUCGACGGUAGUAAGACCAAGAAUGAGGAGAAGCCAGACAAAAAGACCACCCAGCCACCUGACCCCCGUGCUGGGCUGAUAGGCCUGCAGUCCGAGUGUGCUAAUGUGUGGUUUGAGCGCAGCCUCUAUGAGCGAGCCGAGAGCCUCUACCAGUCCUGGUUGGCGAGCUCCUCCAAUGGGACCACCCAAUCCAAACGUUCACCUUCAGCCCCAGGGAAAGCCUCAAAGUCCCCACCCGCUGUGGCUCCAUCUUCCUCAGGACCGGCGUGCCACCACGGCGAUCAGGUGGCCUGCCACCAUGUCGUUCAGGCCGUGUGGGUGAACAAGACGUCCUUUGACCAAGCAGAACGCCGCUUUGUUGAAGAAUCCAUGCUGUCCAUUCCAAACUCUCUGAACCUCCCAUUGCAGCCUAACCGCUCCAUCACACCCAGAACGCCCGACGAAGGUUAUCAGUCUCUAGCUCCGACUCCUGCAACCCCCGUCAUCCAAGAAGCAGCUGCCACUCCAACCAAUAGACAGUCGAUUAACGGGCUGCCCCGCAUUCCCGUGGAACUGCUCAGAGAUGUGUGGCUGGAGAAGCCGCUGUACGACCGCGCCGAAGCAGCCUUCUACCAAAACCUGUACGGUAACAACUCCAAACGGUCCAGCUGUGCCUCCACUACCAGAAGUAGCGACCACCCUCAAAGCCUUGUAGAAGAAGAAGAAGAGGAGGAGGAAGAUGAGGAUGUGGCGGCAGCAGCAGCGGCGGCGGAAAAACGGGUGGUCCCACCGGGUAAAGCAGAGGUCUUCCAUGCUCUGCUCCCCAUUCAGGAGGAAGAGGAGCCAGCCGAGGUCCCCGAGAAGGAAGAGGCGGCAUCGGGCUCCGGAGUCCGCUACUUCGUCCACCCCGACAGCGAGCGGGUGUGGCUGGACAAGUGGCGGUAUGACGCUGCGGAGAGCCGUUUCCAUGGUCACAGUGGGCGUGAAGAGGUGGUGGUGAAGAAGGGUCGGAGGCCGGAAGCGGCGUCAGUCGCCUCCGCCGCCCCACUGAGGGACAACACCAUGAGUUCAUUGGACUUUCUGGCCCAGGAGAAGAUCUGGUUUGACAAAACUCGCUACGACGAGGCAGAGAGACGCUUUUAUGAGCGCGUGAACGGCCCCACGCAACCAACACAGGAUGUUGGCGCUAACACCAUUCUGCAAGACAUUGCCCGAGCCCGAGAGAACAUCCAGAAAUCUCUAGCAGGGCUGAAGAAAACACUGUGUAACAGACCCUCUGCUCAACCUCCUCCGAGCCAGCAGUCUCAGCUUAGCAGCAGCAGUGCAGCCGAUCAAGGAGAAAUCGUCUCUCGCAUCAAGAGCCUGGAGCUGGAGAACCAGAGCCUACACAAAGUGGUGGAUGACUUGAGGGCUGCACUUUCCAAACUGGAGUGUCGGGUAGCCGUUUUGGAGAAAUCUCCCGCUGCUGUCACCCCGGCUCCCGCUCCUUCAGUUCCGUACACAAACGGCACUACCGUCCAGCAGAAGAGCAGCGCUCCUGCUAAAGAGGAGGAGGAAGACGACGAUGACAUCGACCUGUUUGGGAGCGACGAAGACGACGACGAGGCGGAGAAACUCAAAGAGCAGAGGUUGAAAGAGUACGCAGAGAGGAAGGCCAAGAAGCCCGGCAUCAUCGCCAAGUCCUCCAUCCUAUUGGACGUCAAACCUUGGGACGAUGAAACCGACAUGGUGAAGCUGGAGGAGUGUGUGCGCUCGGUGCAGGUUGACGGCCUGCUAUGGGGCACGUCCAAACUGGUUCCUGUGGGUUACGGCAUCAAGAAGCUCCAGAUCGCAUGCGUGGUGGAGGACGACAAGGUGGGAACAGACCUGCUGGAGGAAGAAAUCACCAAGUUUGAGGACUACGUCCAGAGUGUCGACGUGGCAGCUUUCAAUAAGAUCUGAGUCCGGUGUCUCUCUCUGUCUUUCGUCACGUCUCGUUUCUCUGCUGAUUGUGUCAAUGGUUAACAAUAAUAAUAAAACCCAACUCUUGCACUGAA
Messenger RNA from Larimichthys crocea (large yellow croaker), 2657 nucleotides. It is a transcript of the gene eef1db, whose product is annotated as eukaryotic translation elongation factor 1 delta b (guanine nucleotide exchange protein). The record is from RefSeq and is a predicted model, not a curated record. Bases 385 to 2562 code for a protein of 725 amino acids. Lineage: Eukaryota; Metazoa; Chordata; Actinopteri; Sciaenidae. Gene Ontology annotation, cellular component: eukaryotic translation elongation factor 1 complex; cytosol. Gene Ontology annotation, molecular function: translation elongation factor activity; guanyl-nucleotide exchange factor activity. The transcript is spliced from 9 exons. Gene Ontology annotation, biological process: translational elongation.